Messenger RNA from Phymastichus coffea, 3468 nucleotides. RefSeq names its product zinc finger protein 260-like. NCBI's taxonomy places the organism in Eukaryota, Metazoa, Arthropoda, Insecta, Hymenoptera, Eulophidae. Gene Ontology annotation, cellular component: nucleus. Gene Ontology annotation, biological process: regulation of transcription by RNA polymerase II. The coding region runs from base 462 to 2552 and encodes 696 amino acids. The transcript is spliced from 8 exons. The record is from RefSeq and is a predicted model, not a curated record. Gene Ontology annotation, molecular function: RNA polymerase II cis-regulatory region sequence-specific DNA binding; DNA-binding transcription factor activity, RNA polymerase II-specific; zinc ion binding.
UCAGCCGCGGAGACAUAACUACACAGUACACACGAGAUGAGAGAAUAAAGACAACUUUAUCUUCGUGCCUUCAUACAUCAACCCUUAGUGAGAUCAUUUUUUAUCGUUGUAUAGCAUCAACUGAAUGGAAUAUUGGUGCAUUGAACGACAAUUUUUAUCCUUUCAACAAUCAUAUGCAACUUGGCGUCUCCCUUUUCUAACCUGUUUGCGAAAAGAUUUGGAAGUAACAGCGUGCCGAUAAACUCCAAGUAGAUUAUAAUUUUUUUAGUGACUGUUGCAAUUAUUACAAAUGCUUUUGUUGUUAGACACUUAUUUGUCAGAAAUUUCUUAAGGGUUUUCAGACAAUAAGUAUUAACAAUGGCAACGCAAUCAGUGCAUUUUUGAAGAUGUUUAACGUUCCUACCUAAGGUUAUUGUUAUUUAAGAUAAAUUUUUCCUUGUGGGCCUUGUAUAGUUGUAAAAAUGUCUGAGAUGGAAGACCUUGAUUAUUUAUGCCGAUUAUGUGCCACAAAAAUAAAUCUUCUUAUGGGUCUACCCAUUUUUGAAGAGAAUGAUCAUGUGAGGAAUUUACAUAAAAAAAUUGCUGCUUGCUUACCUGUUCAGAUUUCAAUGACAGAUCAAUUACCAAAAGUGAUUUGUCAAGAAUGUUUUUCGAAAGUAGAAGAACUAUUUGACUUUCGUGAAAAAGUUUUGCAGACUGAAGGAAUGUUUAUGCAGAUGCUCAAAGCAAUUGCAAAAGUUGAUCAUGAUAUUAAUAAUGUUACAAUGGAUGAUAUUCAGAGUAUAAGUAACAUCAACAGUAUACAAAAUUCCAGUGUUGCAAGGCAUAGUGUAAGAAAUGUUAUUCAUAGCAUACCAGUCAUAGAUAAUAUUAAUAGUAUGUCUAGUAGAGAACAAGAUGAAAAUCAAGAUGAUUUAAGCCAAGAAGAGACUGAUCUAGAAGUGACUGCUUUUCAUUUAGAUGGAGAAACAGUGAGGAUGGUGAAUGAGCAAAUAACAGAGGUUUCCAACCAAGAGAUAGCAAUGCAUUUAGACAGUGACAUGGCUGUAACAGUAGAAAAUUUGACAGCAGCUGGUCAUCAUUUGAGUCACUUGGGUAUCGAAUACGUGACGACUCUAGGUAUACAACCCAAUCCUCGCAAGUCACACCCGCAACAAAGUAGUUUUCCUUCUUCGCGAGCUGAGAGCGAUGUCGACGAUCCUUUGAACGUCGAUGUCAAUGCUCAUCAAACGUUUACCUUACCGUCGACAAGCCAUAGUAACACUACGCAUGCAAUUUUACUGCAAUAUACAAAAGAAACAAAAGAUGCUCUGCUAACGAGCGCGCUCAGCAAUCUUACUGCUGAUGAAACUGAUGCUCAAUGGUACAUAUGUCCAUUUUGCAACGAUGGUAUUUCCGAGCCAAAUAACUUUGCGGUUCAUUUUGAGCAGCACUUCUGCAGCUGUCCACACUGUGAUGCUUAUUUUACAAGUCUGGAUGUGUUGAAUCUUCAUAGACAAGAGUGCGUCGAAGGUAAGCACAAAGUCGACGUUGAUAGAAGCUCAGAUGAUACUGCGCAAAAUUUACUGGCUGAUGAUGCAAAGCAACAACAACAAGGAAACAGACCCAAGUGGACGCCUAAAGUUUGUUCACAUUGUGGCAAAGAAUAUAGAACGAAUUAUAAGCUACAGGAACAUAUGCGAAGACAUACCGGUGAAAAGCCAUUUCAGUGCGAAUUGUGCGAAAAGGCGUUUCGCAGUAAAAUUGGUUUAGCUCAACAUACGGCAACACAUACCGGCCAAUUUGAUUACAAUUGCUCGACUUGCGGUAAAGGCUUCCAAUGUAAGAGUUACCUUAUCGUACAUCAACGCGUUCAUUCAGAUGUUAAGCCAUAUUCGUGUUCCACCUGUGGUCAAAAUUUCAAGACAAAACAGUCACUACUCGAUCACGAGAAUCGCCAUAUGGGUGUGAAACCGUACAAAUGUGAAAUUUGCGGAAGAGGUUUUAUCACUAAAGGACUUUGCAAAAGUCAUCAGAGAAUACAUUCUGGCACUGAUAAUAGACAGUAUCCUUGCGUUGUAUGUAACAAGAUGUUUGUUAGCAAGAGUUAUCUCAAUACUCAUAUGAGGAUUCACACUGGUGAGAAACCGUAUCUUUGCGAGGUUUGCGGUAAAGGUUUCCUAACAAGGGUCGAUUUGAAAAUUCAUUCUACCAUGCAUACCGGUGAGAAAAGCUUCAAAUGCGAUCUAUGCGGCAAAGUUUUCGCGAGGCGUUCAGCAUUACGUUGCCACAGACGAUCGCACACUGGCGAACGACCUUAUAGGUGCGAGAUUUGUGGCAAAACGUUUACUCAGUUCAGUCCAAUGGCCAUACACAAAAGGUUGCAUACUGGUGAACGACCUUAUGAGUGUGAUCUUUGCGGCAAAUCAUUCGUAUCGAGAUCAACAAUGAUGUCUCACAGAAAAAAACAUAAUUCUAGCGAGCCACCGCCGCCGGAUAAGAACGCAAAAGAUAAUUUAACAGAGCAGAAAAAAAAUGGCCUUUUGAAAUCUCAAACUUCUACUGCGGAAUAGAUCAAACAUUUUCAAUGCAAAUCGAAAUGAGAUUUAGAUAUACUUUUCAAAUAAUGAAUUUAAUGUUACUUUACAUUUCUUUUAAUGUACGUAAUAAUCGAAUUUUCAAGGUACAAGAUAAAGUCUAAGGUUUUUGAUUAAUUUUAAUUUAGCCUUAUGAUAUUCGAGGUAACGUCGAAACGAUCUUUAAUUAUCCUUUUUUUUCAUUCGAGUAAAGAAUUAAAAAAUGCACCUCUGCAAAAAUAUUGCUAAAUCGUAGAAAGAACAAAAAAAAUGUUUUUUUUAGGCAUUUUAUACUUAUUACUGCGAAUAGAUGAGAGAGAGAGAGAGAAAGAGAAAAUAUGUUUUGCAAAAUGAUAAUAAAUAUACAGAUAUUUUUUAUAUUUAAUAUAUAGAUAGCUGUAAAUAAACUAUUUCUUUUUUCAAUGAAAUAAUUGUAGUAUAAGAUACUCUUUGCUGGCAAAAAAAUACGAUCAGAUAUUGCAUUGUUGUAGACUGUAUAUAAUUAGAAACGCACAAUUUGUUUCGUGAUUUACAGUGUAUAUUUUUUCAGCAUAGAUAUUAAGCGUGUUUUUCCAAUAUGGUUUUCAUUGCAAGCGGAAUAGUACAUUACGAUACAAGUACGGAAAAGUAGAUCUCUUCUCGCUUCGCUCGGGCGUAAACGCCACACGAGACGAGAAACUCUUUCCCGAACAUGUGCCGUACCGUAUUUUUUGAUACGACGUGUGGAAAGAGUGAUUUUCAACGCACGUUUUCUACCGAGCGUGCGGGAAAGACGUACUUUGCGCAUGGAGUAUCGAAAUAGUUAAUUAAUGUCAUGUAAUACCUACUCAAUGUUCUAUAAUUUUAUCAAAGACUUGAUUCAUGAAAACUUAAAUAAUAAACGUAUGUAAACCAAACUCUACAUACUAAAUAA